Molecule: messenger RNA, 2009 nt
Organism: Olea europaea var. sylvestris
Lineage: Eukaryota; Viridiplantae; Streptophyta; Magnoliopsida; Lamiales; Oleaceae
Exons: 15
Coding region: 157-1668 (503 amino acids)
Cellular component (GO): exosome (RNase complex)
Molecular function (GO): RNA binding
Source: RefSeq, a predicted model, not a curated record
CUAUAGACCAUUGGCACAGUUAACUCGCCCAGAAACAAAAGGUACGCGUCCCGUCCAAGAAGGGUUUAUGCAGAUACAGCAUAAAAGGUUUCCGUACGUAAGAGCAGGCAAAAGAAAUUUGAGUUAUUUUUAGGCAUAUACACACGGAAAGAAAGAAUGAAGGUAAACAAAGAGGAAACGAGAGGCGAAUUGGUGACGCCAGGGGAAGUUUUAGGAAAAUCAGCGGAGUUGAAAGCAGGAAAAGGUGCUUAUGUUUCGCCCCACAAUAAGACCGUCUAUGCCUCUCUAACUGGAUUCCGAACCCUUACCUAUCCUCUCCCUGACUCUCCUGACACGAGGCCAACAGUAGAUGUGAUUGGUCAUAAGGCCCAUGGUGCUGUUCCCGAGAUUGGUGCUAUUGUCAUUGCAAGAGUUACUAAAGUGAUGGCUAGAAUGGCUUCAGCAGAUAUAAUGUGUGUAGGUCCCAAGUCUGUACGAGAAAAAUUUUCAGGAAUUAUUAGGCAACAAGAUGUCAGAGCAACUGAGAUUGACAAAGUAGAUAUGCACUCCUCCUUCCGCCCGGGUGACAUUGUUAGGGCUCUAGUUCUAUCCCUUGGAGAUGCUCGGGCGUAUCAUUUAUCAACUGCUAAAAAUGAGCUUGGUGUUGUAUCUGCAGAAAGUGCAGCAGGUGCAACGAUGGUUCCCAUAAGUUGGACAGAGAUGCAGUGUCCUUUGACAGGUCAAAUUGAGCAGCGAAAAGUUGCUAAAAUUGGAAUGGCUGCUGCUUCUCUUUCGCUCCUCCGCCUUCAACCACCAUUAAUAUCCCAUUACCUUAAUACCCACCACUUUUUCCAAAUUCCCCAAAAUAUCCCAAUUCUUUCACACUGCAAAACCCCCAAAUUCAGGUCUUUAAAGAAAGUAUUGUUUGCUCUUGCAGAAUCAUCAGAUUCUCCCAAUUCCGUUGAUUCUGAAGUUCAGCUUCUCCUCAAAGAACUCUCUGAUGCUUUUGUUCUUCCGGCAGAUUAUUUUUUGCGGCUGCCUCGGGAUCUUCGGUUAGAUCUGAAUGAUGCGGCUUUUGAUCUUUCAAAUGGACCAGUCAAAGAUGAGUGCGGUGAAGACUUGGGACAGACAUUAUUGAACAUAAGUCGAGCAUGGGAAGUUGCAGAUACAGCAACCUCUGCGACUCUAGUGAGCAAGCUCCCUUUGUUAGUGGGUACUCUGACGGACAGUAAUAAGUCAGCACUGGGCAAGCGCUUGAUAUCUUCUGGGAGGAGGUUCCAGUCGAUGGGCCAAUAUGGUCAAGGUGAACUACAGAUGAUUGCCAAAGUGAUGAUUAGGACUGGAAAUCUUUUGUCUUCAAUUCCAGUAUCUGAGACAGCUAAUGAAGAACCAAAACCUGAAACCAGGAUGCUGAAGUUUGGAGAGCUUCAAGUUGAACUGACUUCAGAAAAAGCGUACAUUGGGGCUGUUAUUGCCUUUGUUUUUGGGAUCAUUUCAUGGCAAUUAAGCCAAGGCGUUCAAAGUACUCCAGAGAGCUCACUGCAGUAUACCAAUGACAAUGCUUUGCUUCUUGCCAAGUCACUGCGAGGGGCUCUACUUGCAGUUUGUUAUACAUCAACAAUCUUGUCCGGUUUUGCAACAGUGGGGCUUGUCUUAUAUGGAGGACAACUGAAGUCAAAGGGAAAAUGAGGUUGCAGAUUUUGUACUUAGUGUGUGUGUGCGUGUCCUUUUUUUUUUUGACACCUAAUUAUUUACAUUAAAAGUUGACUUAAAUUGCGUAACAUAAUGAUCGACAAACUCCCAUGGCCCUGCAGGGACAUUAGAUCAAAUUCAUCUCACAGAAACUUGAAUACUAUUCUCAUAGUCAUAAUGCAGUGAAUCAAGGCUGAAUGAAUUUUGAAAAUCUGGCUUAACUGCUAGUAUUUUCGGCCUAAGCAUCUUACAUGUAGUAUCAGCGAAACAUGUUACUUAUCUGAUAAAUUUUGAUAUUUGGUUUCUAUAAAGCCAUUACACUGAACUGUUGUGCUUCA